AGAAAAUAAACAUGGCGCCACCGUAGUGUAUUCCACACUCUCAUAUCCAAAUUGACUGACACAUACUUUGACUCAUAAUCUGGCUCCUUGAUUCGUAAAGGUAGAAAUGAAUUAUUUCUGAUCAGAAAAGGUAAACUAUGACAACAUGGAAGCCUGGAAGGCAACAACCGAUGCAAAAUAUGGAGUUGGUAAGUCUUCGAUUUAUCGAUCGAUUGAUCUGAUCAAUCGCUUUCAAUUUAAUUGAUGGUUUCAUUCAGUAUUAUUAAUAUUAAGCUCUUGUUUGUAUCUUGUAGUUGUGUAUAACUUUGACGGCAAUGUGACUCACGGCUUACGCUUAACGAUCGGGGAAACUGUUCACAUUUUCGAGGAGUGUUCCGGUGAGAGCUGGCUGUAAAAUACGACUCUUACGACUCUUACAUGGUGUAAUCGGCACAAAUAUUUCCCUUGUCAAUUUCCCUUAUUGAUUCUAAAAGUUGGAUUAUUUAGUGAAUGAUUUCCGGCUAGUUGUCUGAGACUAUCCGUUUUAAAUGGCUGAAGCUAUGCUUACAAGCUUCGGUUUAAUUCUGAAUAGGUUUUUGGUUCGUUUUUGACCAACGCUUGAACCGUUGAAAUGAAAGCUUAAGCUUAUUCUAACAGUUUAAUUGAUUCAGCUUGUACACGUUUAUUAUUGUUAAUGCAUUUUUCGAUUUUUAUCAUGAAGCUUACUUAAGUUAUGGUUAGACAUAAAAAGGGGCGAAUGCAUAACUUUUUUUUUGACGAUAAUCUAGAUCAUUAACGCUGUGAUUUGUUUUGCUGUUGACGGAUUAGGUUGGUACCGAGGAUGCACUUUGCGGAACAAGUCCGUGAAGGUGAGCGUGAGCGUCACAUUUCACGGGAACUUGUAAAUUACAUUGUAAAUAAUUAAUAGAUCUAUAGUUAUUCUUUUAUAACACCUGAAAAUUCUGGCCAUUUCUACUGGUGUUUGUUUGUUGUUAUUAAUUUGCACAACAUUUGUAUCCCAAAUGAUACUUCAAACAAAUUCUACUAUUCCACUUGAUCACAAUGACAUUUUGCCAAACUUAGCAGGGUCAGCACUCAUGAAAUUGCUUUUCUUUGCCAAUUUGCAUUGGGUGCUGGCAAUUGGUAUGACUAAAACGGGUUGUCUAACAUCAAUAUUGUCUUAUAAAGUUAGUCCAUAAUUUAAUUUUGUUCUGUCUUUCUUUUAUUUUUUUUCAUUUUAUCUUAUUGAUCCUUUUUUUUUUUUCGGUUUUUAAGGGGCAAGAGCAUAAGAUAUAAGCUUACACUGGAUAUUGAAUAACAUCUUAUUAUUGUUAUCUUUCCUUCUGUAAACACAUUUAACCUUUAGUUCCAAAGGAAAAUUUCAAAAAAAAAAUUCGAUGUUCCAUGUUGAAAAAAUACUACAAAACAAAAAGCUAGUCAAAAUACCUAUCAAAAAAAGAACCAUUCAUGUUAUACAUGUAUGAUUUGGUCUAAAUAAAAACCUGGCUUAUUUACAGCUUCUGGGUUUAAUACUGUUCUCCUCAAUAUCAUCUGCUCCCAUAAUUUUGGCAUUUUAUAUUUUUACAGAGAGAAAUGUUUUGUUGCCUAUGCCAUGUUUGUAUGUUCAUUAUGAUUCAUGAAUCGCACAUAUUGUAUUUGUUGCGUUUCAAUGCUUGCCUCAGUCUUUUCAUUUUGUUUCUGGAUCCGAAAAAAAAAUGAUAAAAAGAAAGAUGGAAAAAUUGAACCAAUAAUUUAAGUGACCUCAAUAUGCUUUAUGCACAACAGCUGGGGCAAACUUAAGUUGUUUCCAAUCCUACCUUUAGGCUGGCUGUGGAAAACCUCUAUUAGGCAUCCACCAGGCUUUAGGGAAAAAUAAGUGGUAGCUCAACAGUAGGUUACCCUGUAGUAUAUAAUGAUUCACCAUCAGUUCUUGUGUGCUAGGACUGUGGUAACUGUCUACUAAAUCAGUGUCCUCCUUAUUAGGCGGUAACCGGUAAAAUUUACCGCCUGAGGCAACACUUCUUACCGCCUGCAAUCGCUGAAGGUUUGCUAAAAAUAAAUAUUGUAAGUUUAAAGAAAUACGCAAGUUGUGAUACGAUCCGAUCAAGGAAAUGAAUGAAUAUGUGGAAAAGUACUUAAGUAUACACAGCUUUUCUCUUUAUGGACCGAAAAAAAUAUUGGAAUCAACCAUUUUUCAAUUGUUUUUUAAAGAUAAAAGCGGCCGAUUUGCGUAAAAUAGGUCUUCAAAUGAGGGAAUGACAUUUCAGAGAACUUAGCACCUAAAUUUCCCUGCGAGGGCAGAGUCAUGUCCCUCACUUCACUACCCCCCCCUGCCUCCCAUUUCCCCUAGGAAAGUUUGCCUCUGGGGCAUUUUUUGCCUUACCGGCCAUGAAUGGUCCCUCACCUGCUGAGCUAAAAUUUAAGGAGAACACUGCUAAAUACAGGGUGGCAGCUUAUAUUAACAGAGAUUUGACUGAAAAUGAAGAAAUGAUCGUCGCAGUUUAGGCAAUUGUGUAGAGAAGCCUGAAAAAAAAAUUCAGGACUUCAAUGGGGUUUGAACCCGUGACCUCGCGAUUACUGUUUUACAGUCAUUAUUUUUUAUUUUAUUUUUUUAUUAUUUUGCCACACACAAUGAAUUACAAGCAGUAUUAAAAUGAUAAUAAAUAGGUUAAUUAACAUUAAAUUUAAAAUUUGUACAUUACUUGGAGGAGUGACUGUGGAGGGGAAGUCUCCGAGAAGCAAAGGUUAUGAGGAAUAGAGAUCUCCCCCCACGGGCAAAUUGAAUACUAGGCAGCAUUUUAAGAAAUAAAGAAAAAAAGUCGUUUAUUUAAGUAUAUAAAUGUGUUUAGAGGAAAAUAUAGAUAUUAGGUGUUAAGGUAUUUAGGUUGCAUUCUGUCUGACCUGAACUUGGGCUACUGUGAACUCUAAACUCAAUUUAACACUUUGCACAUCUUUCAACAAGUUGUCAAUCCUAGUGUUGAUAGAAUUCAUGUAGGCACUAAGAAACACUUUUUAAAGUUGACUCUUGCUGCUUAAGCAACUCUUUCACUAGUUUAAGGGGCAGUUGUACAUCGUCUUCCUCAAGACUACCACGUUUUGAUUCAGAGGACGUCUUUGAGCAUGUUGCCGCCAUGAUUAUGCCAUGAUUUUAAAUGAACGAUGAUCAUCGCAGUUAUAUACGCAACUUUUGCAGUUGCGAAAAGAAAGCCUGAAAAAAAUUCAGGCUUGUACGGGAUUCGAACCUUUAACCUCUGCGAUACCGGUGCAGUGCUCUUUAAUUCUUCACUCCACAGUUCACAUAUGUGAUUUUCUUGUAUUCCAAACUUCAGUCAUUAUUUUGUUUGUACACGUACAUGAUUAAAGAUAAAUUUGUUCCUUUGGACAUCUUUAGGGUAUCUUUCCAACAACUUAUGUUCAUAUCAAGCAGUGUACGGUGGAAAAUGCAGGGUAGGUACAAUUUAUACAUCUAGUAAAAUUAUUAAACUUACCACAUUUCAAUGAACUAUAUUUUAAUGAAAUGCAGUCAAACAUCCCAUAAAUGACCACCCAAAAUGCGAAGAUUUAGUGGUUGCAUAUGGAAGGUGGUUGCUAAGAGAAUCAAACCAUAGGGAGUCUUUUCUGAGAAGAGGUCCUGAUACAUCUACCUUGCAGGAGAGAAUUCAUCACCUGCAAUUUUCGAAGAUACGUAAUUAUUAUGCAUGUAGUUCCAUGUUGUCCGUGAAGGUUCUUUGUGUAGUUGGAGUGGUGUAGUUCAUUAAGCAAAUAAAGAGACCUCACCAAGGGUCAAGUGAGUCCCUUACAAGAGGUCACAGUCAAGGCUGGUCAGUGGUCGUUAAUGGAAUCUUGGGGGGUACGCUUGACCUUGCUUGACUGUAAAAACAAUGGAAAACUGUAAAACUGUCAGGCUCAGAAGUGGUUGUGGUCGCUUACACAUACAUGUGUAUGAGAGGUGCUCAUUUACAAGAGUUGGUCACACAUGGAGGCUCGUUUGUACGGUGGAGUCUUGAUAUAAUGAACCUGUACAUGACGAUGGCCUCAGUAUAACCAAUGAUUUUUUUUACCCCAUUAAUAGUAAAAUAUGUGAAAAACAACCUCGACAUAACAAAACCUUGGUAUUGCGAACAAAUUUUGCCAGUCCCUUGGCCCUUCAUUAUAUUGAGGUUCCACUGUAGUUCCAAAUCAAUUGUUUUUAAUGACUUAAAUAAUUAAAGAGGUGUCGUUUGAGUGAGUGAGUCUUUAUGUAUGCUACAAAACCUGUGAAAUCAAAAUCACUCAAAAGUAGACUUUCAACAGUAACAGUAACAAUAAACUAUUGAUUCAAACAUCCCUGGCACCUCAUGCAUGUUCAUGUAGUGGGAUCUUGUACAAUGUAAAAUACAUCCACCUUUGGGCCGUGAUAUGAUAAUCCUGGUCUUAGUUGCUAUUGGUUGGAGGUGGUUAUUAAAGGUAACUGCAAAGAUGAGUGUGGGGGAAGGUGCUCUACACAAACCACAAGAGGCAAAGUGAACACAGCAACAUGUAAUAGACCUAUUUGGCUAACUCAAUGUUGUAACCAAUUCAAAUCUCCCAGGGUUUAGAUUCUUUGUGUAUUGUAUUUGCAUUAUGAUGUGGCAUUCACAUUUACAUGAUAUGGAAAUUCCUUGAAUAAAAUGUUUUAGGUUUGAGUUGGGUACAACAUUGAGUUAGCCGGCUAAUAGGUCUAUAGCCAGAUUUCAGCUGAAAAGCUGUAAGAACCCAAGGCCCUUGCGAAGCCAUAAGUGCAACCCCAAAAAUUACAUGUACAUGGAGCUUUGUCUGUGGUAAUUUCAGAACACCAAUGGAAAGUGUUGUAUCAAAAGAAGAUGCUACCGUCAAGGAACUGACAUUGAUUCUGAGAGAAUGGCUUGUCAACUGGAAGCAACUCUACAAGGUAGUGUGUUGUUAUCACUCCUUAUAUACAUGGUAACUCUAGUGCUAUGGAUAUAGCUGGUGUUUUGUAGCCCUGGGAGGGUACUUCCUAGUGAUGGGUUACUGGAUGGGGUCGCAUUUUAAUGACUGGAUUGUUUCUAAUGGGGUUACAUUUUUUGAAAGAGGUGCUAGAAUGAGGUUUUACACAUUUUUGGGAUUUUAGGGUGGAGAACAAUAAAAACCUCUAGAAAUUUGCAAAACACAUGUGAAUUCGUAAAGUAAAGUACAUUUGCCCAAAAAAAGUGAUUAAGAUGGGGUCUAUAAUAAUUGGCCUCUAAGUAGACUAUAAUGGGGUGGGGGUCUGAGAGGCCAGUGGCACAUACCCAGCAAAAAUGGGCCAAAGUAGCCCUGCGAGGUUUAUAGAGGGCAUGCACAGGAAAAAAUAACAGAUUCCCAUUAUUAGAUAUUUUAGGGUAUUUAAAGAAUACUCUGGCAUAAAAAUCCCAGAUUUGGCAAAGUGAGACAAGUCCCAACCAGGAAUUCCCAACCAAGUUCCCUGGUUGGGACUUGUCUCACUCUUCCGAAUUUGGGAUUUUUGUGGGUAUUCUGUGAUGUCACCGAAAAAGUGAUAAAUUUUGAGUUAACAAAAAAUAUUUAGUGUAUUAUUGUCUUUAGGUGAGUGACAUUGGACUGCAAUACCUCAGGGUGUACAGUAGACAUCAAAAAUCGGAGAAUUCUCCGUUAACUACGCAAAAUUCUCUAGCAAAUUUUCAAUAGCCUAUGACUAUUUUUUAUUCAGACAAGGAGCCACUUCAAAAUAUUCUCCGGUAACGUUAUACCUUCCCUUGCCACUACUGACUGUAGAAUUCUUAGUGAAAACUUUGAUUACCUAAUUACUUUUGUUUUGGCUUACACAGAAACACGAGGUACAUCUCUUUCAAGCACUAAGACAGAUAAUGGAGGAACUGGUGAAAUUUCGACAGGAUCUUUUAUCAGGCACACUGACUCAAGUAUGCAUUACAUGUAAAAUAAAUUUUAAGACAAUUGUGCACAUAUAUGUUGCAAAUGAAUUUGUGCUCUAUCGUGGUUUAUUAGUAAUUCCAAUAAAUUCCAAUUUGGCUUUUUACUUUAUUUUUCAUUUUUCCUUUUAGAAUUUUUUCAUAAUGUUGUUCCACUUAGUAUUAACAAGAAACUCUCUCGCAUUCAUUACUCCUUUAUAGGACCAAAUGGAUGAAAUAAAGAAGCGAGCCAUCAGAAAGAUUGACUGGGGCAACAGGUGGGUGAUUUAUAACCGUUGAACAUGUUUAUACUUAAUAAUGAAGGGCUCCAUACAAAAAUAAUGUCUCUUCCCCAAAGGAGAAAAAGGGCGGGGGGGUAGGGCCAGGGGUGCUUUUGCAUGGAUCCCUUCUUUUGGGUUCAACGCAAGAGUGUAUUCUUGUAUGGCAAGGAAAAAAUGGCAAGAAUGGAACACAAACAGGAUAUUGUCAAUGCAUAAGUUUGCUGUACAGCAAAAAACCAAUUAUUAUAAGCAAUAGAGAACGUUUUCCUCGUUUGUAUAGACUGCACAGUGUAGACGUUUACCUAUGGAGAGGGGUGAAAGGGUUUGCGGUGAUGCAGUUUUGCUUGAUUUUGGUGCGGUUUUGCAGAAAUUUUUAUUUUAUUUUGUGGUAUUGCAGUUUUACAAGACCAAGCGGUUUGCUGUAUUUGGGAAUUUUGGGGUAAUUUCAGUGCCGUGUUAUUCUGUGUGGUGUUUAUACCUAACUCUGUUGGUUUUGCAGUAUUCAUACCCCCCUUGUGCCCCCCUCUCUAUGGCUCAAGAUAAUAACCAGGGCUGUCAUUUAAAUUCCACGUUACAGUCUACAUGCAAUAAGUAGGCGGGAAAUUGAACAGCGCUUCAAAUGUUUAUUUUCUUUUGUUUUGUAUGAAAGUAGGCGGGGAUCAUAUGUGCUGAGGAAAAUCCCCCUCCCCCAUCCGUUAAUAGAGCCAGCCCUGUGUAAAUUACAUGCGCAUAUUUUGUAAGCCGUAAUGUAGGCAGAACUGUAGUUGAUAUUCCCCCUGCCCAGUUAUACACUCAGAUUGCUGUUCAGUACUCCUAAUUUGCUGGGAAACUUAUAAUCCAGAUCAUUGUUUACUGAUUAUUAGUGUUGUUGUUUUUGUCAUUUUUGUAGCAAAAUGGGCCUUGACCUUAUCCCUCGUGUGGAUGGAGAAGUUGUUGAUGCUGACUCCACUAGUGUUGUAGAACUCUACAAAGUGGUAAGCCUUUACAGGUCCUUAAAAUUAAGAAGUAUAAUAUUAUAUUACUGUACAACAAGGAACUUGUGCCAGCUCUUUUGUCUGCCCAUGGUCCUUUAUCUAAACCAGGGAGCUUCUUAAUAAGCAGCGAUGUUGUUGACAGUAAUGGGGGCAGCGUGCAAAGAAAAUAGUGUCCGAUAGCCCGGGGCUAGUGGAUUUUGGUAUCGGGCUAGUGAAUUCUGUUAUUAGCUUGCCUGACGGGCAAGAGAAGUUUUUUGAGGAAUUCAAAUUACAGAAGAACUGUGAAAUUAAUCUGCUUAUCAAAGCGUUUUUGGGGCUACUUAAAAUGAUGUUUGGGCUAGUAAAUGUUAGCUUCGGCAAGCUGUAAAAAUGACUUACUUUGCACCCUGAACGAGGGUAUCAUCCUUUUCAAGAGCAUGGCAUGACAUUAUCAAGUGCAACUUUAUUUUGAGCUGUGAAAACUGUUAAACUACUGUAUAAUACUACAUAUGUAGCUUUUGUCUUGAUUGUAAUUUGUCUGGAUGUGAUUCCCUAAGAUUAAAAAGGUAGAAUUGCCUUGUAAAAACAAUGAAUGGCAUUCCAGGGGAGUACAUGACAGCUGUAGUUGGUAGCUCAGAAUUUAAAGAGAUGAAAUGAGCAUGUUAAAAUUGGAACCCAGUUCUGUUGUGCUUACUGAUACCAUUUUAGGUUCCUUGCAUAAUGGGAGGAGUUUUAAAUUUUUCUAUCAAUAGUGGAAGGUUUGUGAACAAAUAAGGAGCUUACUAAUGAAUAAAAUUUUCUAUCAACAUAAUCGAUAUUUUAUCUUGAUUCUUGUCUCAUUGUAGCAUGUGUCAAGUGCUGAAGCUAACCUCCAAGCAUCAGUAAGUUUAUUCUGUAUUACCACUCAAAACUAUUGUGUAUUUGGCUACGUUUAACUGCAGUUGAGGCUUCACUUUAAUUAAGCAGUUGAGUACCCAGUUUAGAGAGAUACCCGUAAAACCAAUGGCAUGUACAUGUAGUUUCCUCAGGCCUAGGCCAAACGUCGGAUUUUUUCAUGAGACGAACAAACUAAAUUAGAGUUUGGUUCCGUUCGUCUCAUGAAAAGUUCGACGUUUGGCCUAGGCCUCAGAAAACCUCGGACGUCCAAUAAAAGAAAUUUGGUUGCACGAAAGAUGGUUAACCUCAGGGGGUGGGUGUGGGGGCUAGCAGCGAGGUCUAUGAUCGACUUAAAUAAUUUUCUCGACGGGUAUAUAUAACUGGAACUAUAUACGGCUGUAUAUAUUAUAGUCUAGAGAAAAGUUAACUCUUUGAUGGAUUAAAAAUUCAAACAAUGGUUUAGAGCCAACCAACCCUAUUCCCAGCGUCUUUUUGGCCGCUCUACUUGAUAAUGAUGAUCCGAGAGCAUGAAGACCAUGAGUAGUUUUAGAGACUUUUGUUUAUGAUUUUGUAUGGUUUGAACAGCUUUCGAAUCAUUCAUAAAAUCGUCCCACACCUUGGCUUACCUCUUAUUAAACUUGUGUCCAACCAGCAGAAUUUUUUUUGUCAGGCAAGAGGUAACUUCAAGAAGAAGCCAUCACGUGUGAUGACUGUCAUGCACCAUGCCUUCCUUAACGUGAACAGCUUUGUCUGUAACGUUGACGAGAGGUGCCAGGUGUUUUUUUCCAUUUAUGACGCCAGAGAAGGACGCUUUAUCAGGUGCGUGAGAAUAUCUCUUGUCUUGUUGUUUGCAGGAGAUGUUAAAGCAGAUUAGAGAGCUUAGAAAACCACGAUGAAGACGGCUGCGAAAGCUUCUCUUAAGGUGAUGUUAUACGGGACGAUUCGCAACGACGAUUUUUAGCACAACAGAGUGUUAUAAUGUUGGAACAAUGUUGCAACCAUUGGAAACAAUGUCGCAACAAUGUUUUGCAACGCUGUGUUGUGCUAAAAAUUGUCGUUGCGAAUCGUCUCGUGCAACAUCAUCUUAAUAAAGGAAGUUACGUUCCUUAAAGUCCUAUCACGAUUAUUUAGUCGCGAUUAAUUUGUCCUAUUAUUCAUUCAAAAUAUUUCCCCAAUUGUGAUUGGCUAAAAGCACACGUUUAAUUCACCAUAACCAGUUAGUGAUGACCAAAUUUGGAAGAAUUUUGUGUUUGACGAGGAAAUGACGUCAAAAAUGUAGCCUUUUACAGGUUAAUGAACCGUUAACCGAGAAGACCUGGGUACGAGGUUGAGUUGUUUUGGUUGUGAAAACAAAAAUGGCCGACACUUCACUCGUUUCAAGAGUAAGAACUACAGCUGGAACUAGGCGAAGUAAUAGUUAAAAACAUAGCAAAACAGCAAGAAGACAACUUGGAGGGCGACAUGUGCUAUUUGGAGAAUAUUUGCAGAGCUGGACAAACGUAAACGUACACUAUCGAAGAUGAACUGAACGUCGAUGAAUCGAUUGGGGUAAGCAUGUUUUAGCUAUGUUUUUAAACUAGGAAUUAUUUUGAAUGAAUAAUAAAACAAUUAUUGAAUUCGGCUUUCAUAUCAUAUGAAGAAUUAUGGAGAUCUCGGAGGGUGUUAUCCGUCGAGGCCGUAGGCCUCCAUAAUUCUCCAUAAGAUACUCAGCCUCAUUCAUUAACUGUUAAAUAAGUAAGCGAAUUUUGGUGGAUGUGUUUCUUUCGGACUCCAUCCAAGUUCAAAACGAGACAGGAAAAUCUCAUCGUCGUGUAAAACAUUGCAUGAGUAAGUUUCACGUCGUAGUCGUGCAGUGAACGUCAAAGAAAUGUACCCAAAAGCGUGAAACAGCACUGCACGUGCUGUUUUGAGCUGUUGUUUUGCCGUUAGAACCAAUAGUGUUUUGACGUCAUCUCACCUUGCGGACACUCCAUUUGUAGCAGCUAAAUUCAUGAUUAUUUCGGACUUGACUGAAACAUGCUUUGGCUAUUACGGACUCUCGGCGCUGUGACGGUCACUAACUCACCAUAAGCUUCCUAAUAAUUCAUGCUUGUCUUUUUUCAGUGAAAGAUUUCUAGUCUCCAUAAGCAAGAGUGAUAGCACACAGAGUCUAAACAAGAGCGACAGUUCACAGAGAAUCAAUCUAGUCCAGAAAAUCGACAACUCAGCCUGUGUUUUCACUGUGAGUGUGGUGUAGUUUAAACCGUUUCAAAUUCUAGUUUCGCAAUCAAUACGUGAAUAUUUUAAGGAAAAUGAUUGUUUUAAAUAUUGUAUAUAUGAAAGAAAUUUUCUACCAAAUAUAUUCGAAAUUCAAAGGUUGUUGUAAGUUGCCUAAAUACUGACUUCUGAUUGGAUAAAAUUAAGUGGGAGUAACGCCAUACACGCGAGUUACGUCUUUUUCUGCAAAACAAGUUUACUUCGGGCUCAGCUUGCAAAAAGGGCAGCAUGCCUGUGUACAGAUUUUGUUGCAAAAAAUAGAACUAGCUCUCUACUUUUUGCAACAAUUUUUCGCAUCCUGCAACAACCUGAAUUGUUGCAAGACAGGUUUGAAUGUUGCUGGUAAAACGCGCAACAUCGUAGCCUGUGCCAGGCUCUCAGAUAGUAUAUAUAGUGGGGACGUAUUAAAACGAGCAGAGCGAAAUAAGACGCGCGCGACUUGGGAAAGGGUGCGGUGGCGGCGGGAAAAAUGGGCAUGGGGGAGCCCUGUCUUUCCCCAGCCCCCGCGCGUUUUUCGCAUUUCUUUUUACUGAACUACUUUUCACCACUAUCUCGGAGCCUGGAACAGGCUAGCAACAUCGCUAUUCAAGUCGUUUUGCAGCAAUGUUGCAAAACAAGUUACGGUCAAGUAAUACGGGCAACAUUUUCGCUCACCCUGUAGCGCAACAUUGUUACAUUGGAAGUUGUAAAGCGUUGUUGCUGGAAUUACCACCUUCGCUCUCAACUUGUCACGCAACAAAUUUUGAUGUUGCAAGUUGUGGCAACAUGUUGGGCAAGUAGUCCUGGGUUUUGUUGCCACUGUUUUGUUGCCCGAUUCUUCAGUUGUCACUGAUGAAGUGUGUUUUUUCAGGAUCUUGGCAGUAAGGAUAUAAAUGCUGAUGCUUACCUUGUGGCUCACAUUGUCAGAAUAGGUGGGUCACAUAAAAUUAUCAACUGUGCUCAGAUUAUUUUGUGAACAAGAGACGAAGAGCUGCUUUGUGAUAAUACAGAGGAACCUUCAUGUAACGAACCUCUAUAUAACGACACCUCAGUAAACCGAACGAUAUUUUUCACUCCAGUAAUAGUUAAGCUUAUGGAAACGACCCUCGUUGUAGCGAACAUAUGCCAGUUCCUUGUCCCUUCGUUAAAACAACUUGAGAGUGAAGCUGCAAAUAUACUUUUAGAAAAAAAAAUCCUGGUCAAUGACUCAACGCAUUGAUUACAUAACGCAGAUGUUUGUGCUGACUUGAACGAUGCACAGCUGUAUGAUUCAAAAAAGGGCCAACAUCCACCUAUUUUGACCUCUGUCUUGGUCAAUAAACGCAUAUAAACAUGUGUCACUCAAAGCCGUGGUUCCCUGCAGAGAAAAUUUGUUUUAGAAAAAAAAAAAACUACGAGUUUAAAAAUCGUAUUAUCCCGACCCAUGAUUUUUUAUGUCCGUUUUUUACUUCACCUUGUAUCCCUACAGGGAGGAUGCUUAUUGAUACUUCAUCAAAAAAGGUUUCCUCUUCGUCUUACAGGAGACCAUAUGGAUGUGCUGGUGAGUAAAGUCGUUUUGACACACCGACGACCACGACGGUGCGAAACGUCUCUUAGAAAGUAAAUUCACGCUAUUUCAAAACGUCGCUCUUGUUCGACGUCGUUCUGUUUGUUAAAUGGUGAUGAUUUUCUUGGAGUCGACUUUCAAAGGACUGUAUCUGAUUUUUUACAAAGAAUUCGAAAACUGUUUUCUCAUGUUCACGUCCUUUAGAAAACGUGAAAUUAGGCAGUUACGUCGUGGUCGUGCAAGGACGGCAAAGAAGUGUACAAAAAAGUGUGAUGCGCAUGCAGAGUCGUAUUGUCUUUUUCGUUGCCGUGGUCGUCGUCGUCGUCGCUGCGCUCUCUCUCACGUGACCAGCAGCUAUGUAAAUUGAUUGGAACAAAAGAAAGAUUUUACAUAAGAAAAAGGUUCAACCCCCACAGAACUGGUUUGGAACAUGGCCGCCGUUACGUCAGGUGAAAAUAUCGUAAUAGGACAGAAAUGGGGACAACAGAGGGAUAAUUUCCUUUGAAUUAACACUUUCAACACGCAAAAUUUCGACUGUGGCGAAUGAAGAGCUAAAUGGCCAAAUUUUAUUUUAAACGGCCAACCCGGUUUUGGAAAUCCAUUCAUAAAAGUUUUUUGUUAUGCAUCGCUACAAUGGAAAUAGAUACUCAGGUACUUUGCGGUAAACAUGCGCAGUGUUCUCACCAGGAUUUUUCCUUGGGGAGUCCCAAGGCCCCCUCUUCUGAGAAAUAGGGGCCCUGUAAGAACAUUAGGGGGACAAAGUUACAAAAAACACGCGGUACGAAGAACCUGAGCCCGCACUCCAAAUUGUCUGUUACAUGAAGUACCUACCUGAUCCAAUAUGGCGGAAGAGGUGUUUACGAUUCGGAGGAGGAGUUUACGAUGUAGUGGGACGUGCGUGGGACCAAUUUGAUAUCAUGUUUUUUAUUUAUUCAAACAAACAGAAUGCUUUAGUGUUAGGUUGACCAUUAAAACUACUUAAGUCCGUUUGACUCAUAGUUUGCCCCUGCGCCCUAACGGGCGCAUCUUCUUGGUUUUAAUGCGCCAUUUCAGUUUUGCUUGCGGGAAUCCCGCAAGGCCGCGGCCUGCUGAGAACACUGCAUGCGGCCAACAUUUACCAGUUGUUCCCUUGUGUAUUACAUUGUAGUAUAGAUGCACUGGUACCACUUUACUUUUUUUACAUUAAUUCAGAUUUCGUGGUGUUUUUGAUUUAUAGGUAGUUUACGCUCAGGAAAAGUAAUGACAUAUUUUUGGCUCAUUUUCGACGAGAAAGUGAAUAAUACCAAUAGUACGUCGUCAGUACGCUUUCCAAUAUCUCAUUAGUUGAUAAAAAAAAAAAACAGUACCAAACUUGAGCAAUAGACCUCGUCAGCUUGUGUGUGUUUUUUUUCCAGUACCGGUCCCAGGGGAAAUUGACCCUUUGUCUUAUCAAAAAAUGCGUACAUAUGCACGUGAAUAGGACAAAAUUUGAAAGAAACAGUUCUGUAGAGUAUUAUCACAUGACCUUUAUUGGGGAAAAAACAAUGCAAGCUAAGGUUGCGUCAUCCUCGGAGACCCGGGGGCAGAUAGUGGGGGAAAGGGAAAGACUAAACGGGCGGAAAAAAUGGCGCGAAGAAAAGUAAAAAACGGAAAGAGCUCUUCUCGCCGUUCUUUACUUUUCUUCGCGCCAUUUUUUUCCGCCCGUUUAGUCUUUCCCUUGCCCCCACUAUCUGCCCCUGGGUCUCCGAGGAUGAGGUUGCGUGCAAACGGACGUAACAACUCCCAGCAUUGUUGCCCCAACAAUGUUGGAAGUUGUUGCGUGCGUGUUGGCAGUGGUGUGCAAACGGAUGCAACAACUCCCAAAUACGUUCGGACCUGCAGUGCAUCGUAGGAAGGAUACCCCAUAAGUCUUUGUAAACCAUGCGUAAUGAGCGUGCGUGGCUCCGACAAUGUUGGAAGGGCUGUGCAAACGAAUCCAACAUUGCUGCGCUACGCUUCGGCUAUCACGGAACAAAAUAAAUGUUGGGAGUUGUUGGCUGAAAAGUUUGACUGGUUUCAAACUUUACGCAACAACACGCAACAGGGUGUGCAAACGGACGCAACAUGUAACAUCCAACAAUGUUGGAAGUUGUUGGUCAACAAUGUUGCGUCCGUUUGCACGCAGCCGAAAGAGGUGUAUUUAGUGGUUAACCAUUUUUUUUCUUCCUUCUAUUUUUUGCACUGAGUUUAGUUCUGGACAUCGUGGAUAUUUUACUGGGUCGGGAGGAACAGCUGGAAGAGAAAGAGUUUAACAUGCCAAUCUUCACGUAAGUACAGGAUUUCGUUUUCAACCUUCUGAUCCCAAAUGUAUUGUACUUCAAAAUAUAAAAUUCAGUAUAGGUUGUCGAGGUUAAUUGUGUUUUUUCAAUGCACUAUUCAAUUUGUGUUAAAGCCUACCUAAGGCAAAUAUAAACAUAAUCGAUGUUUUGCGUAAUGAAAAAUCGCAUACUGACACAAUAUUCCCUUAUAUGCCUUGACCACAUUUACGCGCCCCAGCGAUGAAGUCAUAGACUACUCUUUAAUUCCUCCAUCUCUUGUGCAGCUAAAACCGACGUAGUUAGAAGUAGGAAACUCGUUGAUUCUGGUAUCGGUAUCUAACGCCCUGAAUCUGUAACUAAGAAGGUAUUCUCUUGAUUUUCUGGCAAAUCCAGCAUCGUCUUCAGGUGCAUGGCUGGACUGGGACCACUGUAAUUGGCUCACCGCUGUUGUGGCACCCCUGCCUAUUAAGCAUUUAUUAAUUAUUCAUUGUUCAGUAACAGGCGAAGCUAAUGAAAUAACAUAACAUAACAUAACAUAACAUAACAUAACAUAACACAACAUAACAUAACAUAACAUAACAUAACAUAAAACAUAACAUAACACAUAACAUAACAAAACAUAACAUAAAACAUAACAUAACAUAAAACAUAACGUAACAUAAAACAUAACAUAAAAGAUAACAUAACAUAAAACAUAACAUAAAACAUAACAUAACAUAACAUAACAUAACAUAGCAUAGCAUAACAUAGCAUAGCAUAGCAUAGCAUAGCUGGUUUGCCUCUGGCCAGUUUGGAUUCUUAAGCCUGUUAAAUUUGAUUUAAAUUAUUUGUUUCAUGCAUUUGCCCGUUUUCACUGGCAUUAACGCUAUAAAUACUGCCGAGGGUAAAUAAUUUAUUUAUUUUUAUAUCGUCUUGAAUGCUUAGCAAAAAAAUCAACAUGUCUUGUACUGUGUAUAAUCUUGCAGAUGCGGUGAUAGUGAUUUCUGGACAGUUCAUGACAGCAUCAUAAAGAAACAAACCAGUAAAUACAGUGCUACAAGCUCAAGUGCUGGUGAGUUCAAUGUGGCUGUUUUCCAUAUCGAGAGACUAUAAAACAGAAUAUUGCAGCGAGAGGUGUUAAUUAAAAUAAUCAGCUCUUUGAUUUUGCUUUUACAUCUACCCGUACUUCGUAGUGUGACGCUCUGAGUAAUAUAUUCUUUCUCUCCUAGGCAUUUUUGUUUCCUUGAGAAUGUUUCAUGGCGACUUAGAUAAGGUGAAGCAUUUUAAUAAAUAAUGCGCGGAGGGUUUAAUAUAUUUUACAGGCCACUUACCUUCCAAAACAAUCCAGUUUUCAUCGGUGGAUAAAUCAUGUUUUUCUCACAUAAAAGAGGAAAAAACGCAAAUUCCGAGAGCCGUUUUAGUUUCUGAACUUUGUGUUCACCUUUUUUGAUAGAUAACCCACAAAUAGUUUAUUAUAUUUCAGGCCACUUGCCUUCCAAAACAAUUCUUUAUCGGUUGAUAAAUCAUGUUUUCCUCGCAAUAACGAAGGAACCCGUAAGCCAAAAGGCAUUUUUAGAUUCUGAACCUUGUAUGCACCUUGUGAUUUGAUUGCGCUCUUGCCUUUAGCUACCCACCUAUCUACCCGUGCACCCACCCUAAUAGGGUGACGUUUCGCGUCAGUUUCGAGGUUCCUUGCUAGCAACAUUGCUUGCUUAGUCAGUACAUUGUACCCCGUAAGAAUCAUUUUAUUGAUUUCCAUCUUUUUCAUAUUAUUUUUCCUGUUAAGGUUCAACACGAGAAUCCUCUUUUGGUACCCAAAGGAAUUCCAGUUGUGAGAAAAUUAGGCUUUCCCGAUGUUAUCAUGCCAGGUUUGCUAAACAGUUUACGUCAUUUCUACCAGUUUAUCUUUGUCGAUCAUUUAAAACCUGUCUACACUAGCACGUUUGACUUGACAAAGAGUGCUUACUUUGUCAGAUGAUGCACGUGCAGAGUUGUUGUUUUGCUCAUUAUAGCUCUUGUUGACUUGUUAUUGUUUUGACGUUCAUUUUGUCAUCGCCGUCGUGACGCCUUAAUCUUCCUUUUUUCAAAUUUUGUCGAGGACUGUCACGAGUAGAAUAAUAAAAAUAAAAAUAAAAAAAAAAACGAAACAAAAUGGAUGUUGGAAUGCGAGUCACAAAAACAGUUUCAGUCACGUUGUUUCCCGGUGUUAUUCUUGCAGGUGAUAUCAGGAAUGAUGUGUACGUUACCUUGGAAAGAGGAGAAUUUGAAAAAGGUAAUAAAACUGAUGGAGAAGCAGCUUUUUUGGGUAGCUGGCAUUGGCAUCGACUUCAAUGUCAACUUAAUUUAUUGCAAUGAAAGUAGAGAUGUGUAAGUGUAAAUUUUUUGUUGCAAAUUUUCCAUUCCGUUCUUUAAGGAUCAGGAAAAACCACGUCGAGAAAUGUUGAAGUGUCCAUGUGCGUUGUGGGACCUAAAGGGAAGGUUAUUGAGGUAAUAAAAAUAAUGUCCUGUUCGUUAAUUUUAUUGUUCAUGUAACAGAGUGUGGGACAAACUGAAUAUUCGUAAAAAAAACAACUGAAUUCUUACUUCAGGACCUUCAGUGAAAAGAGUACGUACGUGUCUAUUUCUACCUGUCAAUCUACAGAAUAUGACAUUGGGCUUCUCUUUUUUACCUUUCUCUUUAAGCGUUCAACUUAAAAGGGAAUACACGCAAGGUUUUUCGUGUCUAGACCACCUUUCUCACAUUGGUGUGGUCCAAUUCUCUUUUCCAUUUUGACUCUUAUUGAGAUUACACUAUCACAUGAAAAGAGGUACUGUCUAGUCAUGGUAGUUGCACGUUCUUUUUUCAACAAGGUAGUCAGUGUUCACGUUCUCCCUUUUGGUUUUUACAACGCUCCCUGAAGCGACCAAUGUUCACGUUCUCACUUUCACUCAGGUGAGCCUUUUGAUUCGCUAAGUUCUAGAACAUUGACGUUGAGUGUUCUGCUUUCAGGAUUGUGUGUUUCUCGGGGCAGGAGGAUACAGUGUGACUGAGUACGAGUCUAUUAUAUUCUACCACAACAGCAAUCCGAAGUGGAAUGAAACAAUAAAGGUACAUUCUUAGCAGUCACGCAAAUAAUGUUAGUUACAGAGAAUUCCCACGUCAUCUUCUUGGAAACGGUAUGAAGUGAACGGCUCCACAGAAAAGUACGCUCAGUUCAGUUUUUAAGGUAGAAGACAGAGCCCGUCUAACAAACCUUAAAGAUUUACAUUGGUCACGUGUCAUGUCAUUGCUAAAAAUAAGUGUUUGUUAGCCAGUGGAAUCGAGCCUUAUCCAGUAAGACGUUGUUCUUUUCCACUCACUCAAAGCGCCGUGGCGGUUACCACCCCUAAACACUAACAGUAGCUGAACAACCUUGGCUAGGAGGUUCUGGCAGAAGAUCAAUCAUCUGCCUGAAAAGAAAUUCUCCGAGAUAACUCUCUGUUUUGUGGCAAACAACUAACGCUGGUCCCGAGGGUGGGUGAAUUGUCGAGGAAAUGGAAUCCUUGUAGUCUUAAUCGCUUGCUGGCUGUGUGGUGUGUAUGAGGCUUGUCCUUGAAUAUUAAGGUAAAUCAUGAUUAAAAUAUGUUGCUUUCCCCUACAGGUGCAGCUCCCGUUUGACAAGUUCCUUGGUGCCCAUUUGAAGUUUGGCUUUCGACAUUUGGCAAAAUUUGAAGGUAAAUCGUUGUUACAGAAUAACUGCAGAAGUUAGUAACGAUUUCGCCUGAAUUACCUAUGAGGCAACUUUAAAAACAGUGCUCCUAGGUUUGAGUAAAUUUUGACGUCUAUGUACUGCAGGUAGCUGGUCGUUGAGUCUUGGUAUAUUCGUAAUUUUUUGGUACUAACAGUAAUCGUACAUAGUGGAGUCCCGGAUGGCAGUAACUCCGCUGUCCUGGAGGGUGGAAAAAUACAUUGUCUCCUUCACAGUCGCUCGGGCCGGAGUCACGCUCAGAGGCGGGAAGCUGACGUGACUCCGGCCCGAGCGACUAGAAAGUACAAGAAAUAUUAGCUCAUCGCAUUCAGCUCAAGCCCAUUUAUUUCAUUUAGGGAUAAUACUUUUUUCGUGCUUUUCUGUUUUAGAAAAGGACAAAGGUGACAAGACAUUUGGUUUUUCCUUUGUGAGUCUCAUGCGAGCCGACGGAACAACAAUCCCAGACGGAGGUCACGAGCUGUGUGUAUACAAGGUGGGUUAUUUAAAGCGUUUGUAAUCAUGUUUUUGUUGUGGUUGUUGUUUAUUUCUCUGCCAGGAAGCUUUAACCUGUCAUGUCCAUGCGUCAAAAGUGGUCUUAUUUCCCAGAAUUGAGGUACUCCACCCGCUUAAGGAAAUUUUCCCCGAAAAUGUUAAUGAGUCGGAGAUGAUUGGAGCGUAACCUACGAGAAGGUUACGAAAAGGCUUUUAGAGGGACAUGGGAGGGGAGGGGAAAAAAAAGAAAAGAGUUGUCUCCUUACCCACACGCCCUUUCCUCCCCCAGGCCCUCAGGCUACAUUAGGGACUUUAAGAUCCGACGACGCAACGGCAGUGAGAACUUCAAGUAGCAAUAGGUUUAAUAAGAAAAGCAACAACUUCUUGCAUCACGCAUUUUUGUACAUUUGGAUCGACUAUAGUCUGAAAAUGCCUUAUUUAACCUUUUAUAGAGGACGUAAAUAAGUGACGACGGAAUUUUAUUUCUCUUUCUGAUCUUGGACAUGGUUCUUACAAAUUCAACCCCUGGGGGGUUGACCUACUUUUGACGAAGUAAGUGGGUAGGAAUAGACGCGAUGAAGACUGAAAGAACGCAAGUUCACUUUUUAAGCGACUUUUUCGCUGUCGUCGCGUCCUCGGAUCGUAAAGUCCCUAUUGUAAUUCGAGGGUGACGUUGGACCGGCCAUGCUCCAUUCCUCUGAAGCAAAAAGGAGCACUUUUUAGCUUUGGUGGUUCCUAGGUUCAUAUAAAUAGCCACUUGUAAUACCGUUGCACGGCGUCUCAUCUCCGGCUUUUAGAGCCGUACUAGUUAUUUCUGCUUUGUAAAUUUUCUAUUUGUGCCCUUUUCCACAGUACGAUGCAAACUGUUUUUAUGACUCAAAGACAUAUCUUCACAUGCCCUCGAACGCGCAACAAAUGGCGACUCACACCAACUCCUCCUCAGACAGAUUAGUACGGAAUACCAAAGAUUCCUUCUUCGUCAAAACAAUAGUAUGCUCGACAAAGUUAACUCAGAAUGGUGAGUUAAUGUUUAUUUCGGAUUGUUAUGAAUGGACUCAAUCAAUCAAUCCAUCCAUCAAUCAUUCAUUCAAUCAAUUAAUCAAUUAGACAGCCAAUCAGCCAGUAAAUCAUUAGUUAUUAAAUGGUAACGUGUGUAGCGAAAGGCGUACCAGUUAUACCUGUUUCGUGUUUUGUAUUUUGUACUUGUUUUGGGUUUGUUUUUUUGUUUGUCUUUGGGCACAAAAGACUCAUUAUCGUUUGCAUUGGUUUCUGCAAACAUCAGCUUUUGUACUUGCAGCAACACUGUUCAGGAAUUCUCACGCGCUAAUCCUAUUAGUGGGAAAAGCUCCGUAAUGACAUUUGUUAUGACUCCUAAAACUCGUGAAUUCAGUUUUUACUGACCAAUAAUGCUGAUGUUUUUCUAGUGGACCUUGUUGGCUUGUUAAGAUGGAAAGCUAAAAAACGGGAGAUUCCAAAAGUUUUAACCUCUCUGCUAAAAAUUGAUGGCGAAGAAAUUGUCAAGGUAGGUUUGGUGCGCUCGGAAGUUUCAUUGGUAGGUGGUAAGAGAGCAAAUUCAAACUCAUGCGUUGUUUUCUAAUAAUUUACAGUUUCUUCAAGACAUUUUUGAUGCGUUGUUUGCAAUUUUGAAUGAGAGCGCAGAGCAAUACGGCACCCUUGUAUUCCGCGCUUUGGUAAGUACUAUGGAUAGUAUCGUUUUGUGUAAUUCCAAAGUGGCCACCUGUUCCCUUUAAAACCUCUUUGAGUAGAAACCUGACAGACUAGUAUUCCUAGUGCCGUCUUUUUUCCCCCUCGAAAUAAUACAAGUGACUAUAUGGACCACGUGAUUUUUACUAACCGCCGCUCGGUUGUCUCAGUGUGAAGAGCGCUGGUGGAAUGCAGCACGGGAAGACGUGGGCUUAAACCUCGGCCGGAUCAGUAAGAUCAUGGCAGCUGUGAUUUAAGACCUUGUCUCAUGACCCGUGAUCGCGUCCUUUGGCGGUGACGUUUAGCCGUCGGCCUUGCCUCUUUUAUCUUCUUGUCAUCAGUCAAUUCGAAAGGGACGUAGAAGUACCCACAAUACUGUUCGAAAAGAGUAGGUUAAGUUUCCCCGGUGAUGUAGGCUACCUCGUCGACACAUCAUGCAUAUCAUGGGCUGGGUGGAUUACACUUAGCUCAUUAAUGGAUAUUUUUUUUAAUAUUUUAUCCUGUUACUUUUGUCUCAGGUGUUCAUCAUCUGCCUCCUUUCUGCUGCAAAGUAUCAACACUUUCGAGGCGUGUUGACGACCUACAUUGAAAAGCAUUUCAGCGCUACCAUGGCAUACAAGUAAGUGGACAGGAAUGAAAAAGGGAUAUAAACGCGGCAGGAUUAGCUCAGACGGUGGAGCGCUUGACUGCAGAGCGAGAGGUGGCGAGUUCGUUUCCUGGGGCUGGACCAAUACCCGGGGUCUUAAAAUAUCUGAGAAAUGAAGGUACCCCUUUGCACUGCAAACGGCUAGCCCUGCGCAUGGCUCGGAUGACCAUGUAAAAUAGCGGUCUCGUCUCCAGUUGAAUCUCUGUUUGUUUAUGUACAAACGAACGGUCUAAACUAAUAUAAACUUUUCUUUUUUUUGUGAUAGGAAACUUAUCAGCUGCCUGAGGCAAGCUUUGUCCUUUUCAGGGGAAAACGAUAAAAUGGAUAACCUAAAAAAUACUAUGACGGUGAGCAUUUCUCUCCCUCUUUUUAAUCCUGUGCACUGUGCGGAUGUCUAUAUCUGGGACGCUUGUCCCGCUUUCAACGCCUCCACUGCGCUGAUGUCUUGUUUACUAGUGGUCCAAGUUGUAUAGGUAAAAGACAGACGGGAAAGUUUCUGCUCUUAGUAUUACCGUAUAUUAUCUGAGAAUGUGGCAGUGCUGUUGUUUCCCUGAACAGUUUUUAUUUUUCUUUCUUUCAGGCGUUAGAAUAUCUUUUUAAAUUUAUUAUUCAAUCAAGAAUGAUGUUGAUCAGGUACUUCACAAACAGUGCUCUGUAUUCUGUAGAUUUGAAUUUUAAAGAAGGGAAACCUGUAUUCAGAGGCACCCUUUGCUUAGUGGGCGAAUGGCGUAGUUGUCGACAAACAUUUUGUCCUCUAUUUUAAGUAAAACGAACCUGUAUUAACGGGCGCAGUUGAAGGUCACGUGGUUGUUGGGCGUCCACUUUUUUUCACUGUCUAUACAUUUCCAUGGUCUGUUUCACUCGUGGUUUGUCCAUGUUGGGGGUCAAAUAGGCAGAAGAAUUUACAUGGUCUUUAGUUCCCACUCUCUUGAUGAACAUGGCCGCCGUGACGAAAUGGAACAUAGAAAUGACUUUAAAUAGUCCAGUUUCGAAUUAAAAAUCACCGCUGAAUACAAACAUUAACGACACAUUCAUACAGGGUUAGCCUCGACGUAAAGUAAAAUAUUCAGAAAUUCUGGCAAGUCAGUGUUUGAAAUUUGAAUAUACGCAAUAGACAGAGUAAUAAACAGGUCUUUUUCUGGUUGGAAUUUGUGAAUAUAUUACUUCAGAUGGAGGCUAAAGCUGUAAAGAAUCAUAGCGAACUCGAAAAUGGGCUAUUGCUCAAAACCCAAGUGGAGCCACUAGCCGCAACCACUGUAAAGUUUUGAACAUUUUGGCGUCAUUUCUGUGGUCUUUGCUCAAUGUACUGUGAAAGUCAUCAAUAAUAACCAGUGGAAAAGAUAUGCCUAGAAUUAAAUAUAUUGCAUUUACUCAAAAUAGUUAAACUAACUUUUGACUAUUAUAUCAAAGAUUCCUUUCAGCAAAUUUUAUGGUAGAAUAAAUAAAAGAGGCGGAGUCUAGCAUUUCCAUUCGUAAGAAGUUUUUAUUUAUUAUGGUUGUAGUAUGCACCGUGAACGCGACGCAGCCACUCAAGAGGCAUUUAGAAAGGAUCUGUAUUCUGUCUUUACGGAUUUGAAUAAUUUAAUGUCUUCACGACUUCCUGAUGUUACUGCAAAGGUAAGAUAAUUUGAAAUUUCCGGUAUUGGCAUAAUGGCAGAAAGAGUCAGGGCUCUUAGGGCAAUUCUUCUCGCUCCCUUUUACGUGCGGUCGUUAUUACCCUCCCUCCCUCUGGAUGUCUUGAAGUAUUUACUAAUCUCUCCACUGAGGUUCUCAGGGAGUGGUACCUGAUAGGUACCGCUGACCAGGGUUGUCAUGGUUAUCUUCCGCGCUUGCUUCCGACUCCCUCAGUUUGUCCUAUUGGCGAUGGGCUUAACGUAAUCUUUAAAGUACUGGAUUUGUUUUUUUUUUCUUCUCGACAGUCUUUAGCUGUGCAGCAUUUUCCUGGAAUUUACGAAGACGCGCUAAAAGUUUUUACUUCAGAAGAAUUAAGGUUUGUGAUCUUUCUUCAUUUCUGGCAAAUAAAUGAAUUACAACGUAGGUAAGUGGCCUGCGCGACAUUCAGCAUAGUACCGCGGUCAUAACGUCAACAAUUUCUGUGAGUAAGCCAUUUAUUUCCAUUUAGCCGGGUUUGUCGUUAACUAAGUUAAGUUCGUGGAAUGAAUCAUUUAGCCAGUCAGUCCCGUCAAUUAAACCGAUCAUUCAUUAAUCAUUUUAACUAGUGGGUCGAUCAUUCCAGUGAGUCUGUUAAUAGCCAUUUAAUGGGUCAUUUGUCAGCCAGUCAGUCAGUUCGUCCAUGCGUCCGUCCGGCUGGCCGUCAGCCAGUCAGCCAGUCAGUCCCUCAGUUCGUUGUCCUUCCGUCAGUCUGUCAGUCCGUCCUCCGUCCUCUGUCCAUCCGUCCGUCUAUCAGUCCUGUCGAUGAAACCGAUCAGUUUUAUCAUUUAACGAGUGCGUUGAUCAGUCCAGUCAGUCUGUUAAUAGCCAUUUAGGCUGUCAGGCAGUCGGUCAGUCUGUCCAUGCGCCCGUCCGUUCGUCCAUCAGUCAGUCUGUCAGUCCGUCCGUUUAUCCGUCCAUCAGUUUCGUCAAUUAAACCGAUCAGUCAUUUAUUAUUUAACGAGAACGUCAAUCAGUCCAGUCAGUCUCUUAACAGCCAUUUAAUGGGCCAUUAAGCAGUCUGUCUGCCAGUCAGUCAGUCCGUUCAUGCGUCCAUCCUUCCGUUCGUCCGUCAGUCAGUCCGUCGGUUCGUCCGUUCUUCCGACAGUCUGACAGUCCGUCUGUCAGUCAUUUUGUAAGCUGUUUAAGUCAGUUAGGUAGUCAAUCAUGCCGUUGUUUUGACGGCAAAACAAAAAACAUCCAGCUGUCUUAUGUGGUAAUCUUUGACUAAAUCCUUUGACUUGUGUGCAUUUCUUUUAGUACAAUUGCUAAGCAAUUCCUUGUCAGUGCCGCUGGGGAUCACAAAGCUCUCGCGAGCAGUAAACUACAGUUUAUUGAUGCCACUGUGAAGAGCCGUCUCUUUGGACAUCAGGGUAAGACAACAUUUAUCCCCAAAGAACUUUAUUGUUGGGAAGAUACAGUAGACAUCUAUCUAUUACUCAGUCCUCCACUUGAGUUUCAGGGUUUUGAAUAUUCUUCCCUCAUUUGUGUUGAGCCCAAGGCUAUUAAAUUUUAAGGCUUGUAGGCCUUGUACACACAAGUGUGUAUCGUAUUUAGAGAAGGAGGUAGUAUGGUAGACUGGUUAGAGCGCUGAAUUCUCAAUUUGGAGGUCCCGUGUUCAAGUUCCGCCCUGGCCGAUAGCUGAAUUUGUUCUCGGUAGUCCCCUGGGCCAGCUUCCUCGAAAGAUGGUAAAGUUUAACCCAGGAUUAAGCCAAAUGUUCAGCAAGGUUCAAUCUUCUUGUAUAAGAUCACGUAACUCGAGAUUACAAAAUACCGUUGUGCCGGCUUUACUUCGAAAAAAAGAAAUGAUAACACAAAAUGUUACGCUAAGGAAUGCUUGGGAAGGUAAAUACCAAAAGUGGAACAAAAUUUUAAUCCUGGCUUAGUGCUAAUCGGCCUUCCAGGAACCGGACCCUGGUCAUUUUUGCUUCCUUAAACGCAUUGUCAACUUUGGCAAAGUUCAAGAUCAUUUCCCCUAGGGAAUGAAUUUGGGGCUGAAAAGUUUUUCAUAUGUAACUUUUAUUUUGUGCAGAAUCCAGAACGAUACUUAUCCCUGUGCUAGUGGCUUCUCUUCAAAAACAACUGGUACAAAAACAAGACAUGAAAACAUGUGCGGAAAUACUGGGAUCGAUGCUGACGACUUUACAGACGGAGACCACGGUAAGGAUCUGUUUUUACAUGUGAAUUACCUAUGUAAACCUUUAUCGCUGUUUGUUGCUUCAGUAUAUGUGUUAUAUUGGAAGUCUAUACAUUUAUUUUCUCCACAAAUGUAAAGGACGUCCAGUAGGUGCGCGGUGUUGAAUCCCACAAUAGGCCCUUUGCAUGAUUUGAUCACGUGAUCAACGUUCGGUAAACACGAAAGCAUUUGAACAAUUUCAGUAGCACGAGCUGAAAGAGCGUAUUAAAAUUAGGUAACCUGUAAAAUUUUCAGCCAUAUAUCGCAAAGGUAGCGAUUGCAACGGCCGCCAAAAAUUAGAAGGAUUUGUAUGAGAUAAACAACUCUUGCCACCCAGUCACGUUUGAGUGAUAUAGGGAUUGAGAUAUAGGGCUGAAAAUCCUCAGGUUACCUAAUUUUAAUAUGCUCUUUCAGCUUGUGCUAACAACAUUUUUCAAAAGUGAACUGUUUUCGUGUUUACCGAAAGUUGAUCACGUGAUCAGCUCUUGCAAAGGACCUAUUUCUAUUGGUUACUUCCAGUGUCAUCCAAGCACAUGGGCAUUUUCUUGACACAAGACCUUGAAUCAGAAGUACGACCCUGGCCAAUAGAGAGUUUUAGCGUCACGUGUACGUCAAACGGCAAACGUGAAUUUUUACUAUUAUUAUUUUUAAUUGUUAAUUUACUGUUCAUUAUGUCUGCACGUAACUCAAAAGUCUCGCGCAAUUUUGUUUCUAUGAAAAUUGUUUUGAGCUGAUUUUAUCUGCUCGUUUUCUAACUUCAGAAAUUCUCAACUUAAAUUAGACGUUUGCAGUUUGCCGUGUAUACUUGGAGUUAAAUCUCUUUAAACUGACUUCCUAUACGUAACUCGCGUCUGACGCUGGUUAUAUGCGUUGGUUUUUGGAAAGCAGAGUUGCUAAUCUUAUUCCGAAUUUGUCGUAAUAGCGCAUUGUUUUUUGGAAACCUUUUUAGCGAGGGCCUAUUGAAGAAGAUGUGUACCUCAUUGCAAAGGCCCUGCUACAGCCCGUCUUUCAAACAGUCAUGACCGUGGACAGAACCAGCGAGCUUGCGGUAAGAGCACUUUCUUAAUCAUACGACUAUGCCGAAUAACAUCAGGUAAAUGGUAUGUUGCACUCAGACAGGACCCCCAUUGUAGAACGAAGAUUGUCAGUGUCACUAUUUACCCUCUCCACCCUAUUAUUUAAGUGUCAUUUAAAAUUGUAAGGCCAAAAGCUCAUGUCCAUCAGGCUCAUCAAAUGAUGGUAGCUGCUGCUAUAGGUUCAGUAAUUUUCGCAGGUGAAAAUUUUGUUGAAGUCCUUUCUGUUUGUAACUCAUGGAGCUAGGUUCAUUCAGUUUUUGUGCCCAGAAAUAUUUAUGGGAUGAAUGUUUUUAUAGUCUGGUGUACUGAGUAAACACUAGAACCAUGUAGUGUCAAAAGUUUCGAUUUACUUUUUUGCAUUAUUUCAGAGGCAUUUUCUGUCAGUGUUGACGAACUUGCUGUGGAUCAUGACUGAAGAGCAUUACCAGAGGUUCUUGAAGGAGUUUUCCAGCAACAAGGAACUGAAAGAUUUCUUAGUGAACGUGUUUGUAGUGUUCACUGAAAUAGUCAAGCGUGGGAUAUUUCUUAAAGACUGGAUAGUUAUCAUCGUCUUAGGGAACAGGUGGGGAAAUUAACCAUAAUUAUAUUUUUUAUCAUUUGUUGCAAAUUUUUCUUCCUUUUCAUGGCCCGAGAGUCCACCACGUGACCUGAAAAUAACUGCCUACAAAUAAUGGUCUGCUCAUGCGCAAUGUCGUCCAACUUUGUUUGGCUGCAAAUACCGGUAAUAUUCUGCUCAUGCGUAAAUGAAACCACGCUUUUCUCCUUCGUGCGAUUGCUCUUGGGUGAAAGUGACAGAGCGGUUCACUUCCCGAUGAAGAUAUUCAUUAAAAAAAAAACAAACUCGGUGAUCGAAUGAUAAAACAAUUAUUGAACUCGUCUAUCGCAAGAUAUCGUGAUUUGUCAGUGUCUCGCAGAUCAAUUACUGGCCUCAGCCGUCGGCUUCACAACUGACGACGUCCGUUCUACUUAGUUGAGAUUAAUAUUGUGUAUUGAGGCGCACGCAGCCGUGUUAGCAUGAACAUAUGAACGAUUCGUUGGGCUCCCUUUGCGUCUGCGCUAACCAAUCACCUGUUAGCUAGUCAAUAAAUAUUCAGUUACAUAUGAAUCGUAGGCUCGAUUUCCGCCGUCUCCCGGGUGGAUUGCGGGCUCAUUAUCUCGAACAACAGCUGUUAAUCAACCUAUAUUAAUUGCUUUUCCUGAAUUCUUGUCUUAUUUUGAAUGAGUAACUUGAUCCGUCUCUUGUUCUCGUACUGUUAGCGCUUUUCCCCAAUUGUUCUUAACGAGAAAUAUUCUGUUUUUAGCGUAAUUUUAAGAGCCAUUCAGAAUUUUUCACAAGCUCUUCUGGAUAACUUUUCAGGAGAAGAGAACUUUGACUACCAGGUGAGCCAUCUUGACAAGCGUCUGAUUAUAUAUGGGAUGAGAACGGUGUCACGUGGUUUCUCCGGUUGGAGGACGGGCAAACAGCUUAUAAAAACGGUCAUUACAAGCAGUGUCGGUCGAGUUUCUAUGUAUUAGCGACCUUAAGCAAAGACGUCUUUGAGCGACGUACGUCAGCCGAAAGUGAAGCCUUCUCCCUUUUUAUAUGCCUUGACGCUAAGUUUCUUUGCUCUUGUAAAGACGAUUUACCGAAACGUUUGAACCAAACCACUGCCCAAAAAGUCCACUUCCGGUUGACGUCCAUCGCUCAAAAACUCUAUUGCUUAACCUCCCUAUUAUAGACAACAAUAAAGAACUUGUAAUGCCAAAAACAGUAGCGCAAAAUGUGGGUCAAAUUAAUGUUUUGUUUUUGGAUGAAACACGACCAGAGAUAUUCCGGCAAGAAGGAAACAAUGACUCAAACCUUGGCGAAACACGAUCUAUGCAGUUUGAGUAGAAAAUGUUUCUAAUUUAUUUCGCAGUUAUGGAACAAUUACUUCAACUUGUCGGUGUCCUUUCUUACGCAAUCGCAUCUUCAACUGGAGAGCUUCACCGAAGUGAAGAAACACAAGAUCAUCGACAGGUAAAAUUGUCAAAAACUCCUUCCUUUAGUAAUUGUUAUUGUUGCUCUUCUCUGAUAGCAAAACAUAGGAGUCAAUAGGCCUUUUUCAGCUAGUUUGAACUUUUUGAAUUUGAAGUUUUUUGAACUUUGAACGAUGCUUUAACUCUUGAAUUGACUUUUUAACUCAACCACUCUCCCUUACAAUGCGCAUGAUUUCACGUGAAUUUUCAGCCAGGUUUUAGCCAAUCACUGUCCAAUUCGUGCUCGCGCGUAAGCUUGAACCUCGGUCGCCGUACCUUUCCAAAUGUUCUUUUCCGUCUCUCUUCGAAGUGUGGUUUUUGCGCUUAUGUCCGCUUUUAUUUGAGAUAAAGUCUGAAUUUUAUUGGAACUUGAGUCUACACAUUCUUGGAGCUAGAAUCUGCACUUUAUCUGAGUUUGAGCCGAAAUUCAUUAGAGAAUUCCUCACACAGCUGGUCAUUCACCUGGUGCAAAACGGCAUGCUGGAGAGCAAGAGACGAAGACAACAAUACUUUACUUUCAAAGUGCUUCACUCCACUCAGGUGUAUAGAUGGAUAUCAGCGAACAUAAUGCUGUGAACCCUUCGGUGUGCUAGCAUCCUGCCCAGGGAAUUGAGGGGUAGAGGGUAGAGAGAAGAGUAGAACGAUUCCUACUAUAACCGGGAUAAGUUAUAAUCUCCGACUUGAUGGAUCAUUUGCCCCGCAAGAUGACUUUACCAACCUUUAUUUCUGUCCUGUAGGUACGGAGACAUGAGACAGGUUAUGGGUUUUGAGAUUGUUACCAUGUGGCAAAGCCUCGGUAAGUUUCAACAGCUUUAAAUGUGUAGAGAUGUAUAUUCCUAGCCUGAGAAAACAGCCGACAAUUUCGCGACGCCGUUACUGGCGAAGUUUGCCCGGGAAAUGACGGCUGUGUAACAAGCGUGGCAAUUCCAUACUGAUGACGCGUCAAUGGCGUCAUCACCCAGAUCUGGGUAGCGCUUCUGUAAUUUAAAGUAAAUUUUCAGCCAAUCAGAAGCACUACCUAGACUAUUGAAUUUUAAGUUUAAAGUCUUAAUGUUUUCGCUAAUCAAAAAGUUUCGUUAAAACCCUCACAGGGAAUUCAAAAUACUAAUUUUUUUCAAAGUUAAUUUGAAUAUGUUGUAGUUAAUUUUUUAUCUCAGGUAAUUUCUAUUUUUCUUUUGUUUCAACUUCAUUAGCAGAUAUUACCAUACCCAAAAACAAAAGACAAACCAAAAUUACCCGAGAUAAAAAAUUAAGUACAACAGAUACGUUAACGAGGUUUCCGUCGAAAAUGAAAAUUGUCAUGCUAAUGUUCUUAAGAAAUUACAUAACAUAAGUAUUCUCCGAACAACCGACAUUCGAAAAAAAAAACAACAGAAUUUCAGUUUUCAACGGAAAUUCUCGGUAUUCAAAAUUAAUAGCGAAAUAUUAAGCUAAAAUUCAUUUUUCCUUUGUCAUUAACAGGCUCUUUUCAGAGACAUUUUAUGCUUAGUCUGGUUUGUCCUUUCCUUGAGAUGACUCUUGUUCCUGAGAGAGGUAAGCUGGCAACGCCAUUUGAUUUCUUUCUUUCUCUCUUUCUUUCUUCUUUAAGAAUUCAAAUUAAAUCAUGACUUAUCUCUCUUUCCCGGCUGGAUGUGCUUAGUUAUUGUCAUAUGCAGAAAAGCCUCAAAACCUCCCAACAAUUUUCAUAGCACGUUGUGUUUAUUCUUGGUUUUUGAUUACAUUUCGUCUAACACAAGUUGUUAAAUAUGAUGUCCCAAUUAGGACGAACGGGACAAUCAAAGUUGACAUUUUAAUGAAACUUGAGUCUUGAUUCGUUAUUCUAUUUUGAUAGUUUAUUUUAUUUAGCUUCCAUUAUUUUUGGCCUUGGUGCAGACGUCUCCUAUUCUUUCUACUUCAAUACAAAUAAUUCAAUACACCUCAUUCCAUAACGCAAGUGCCCCCAACAAUUUUUUAUUAUUAUUACAGAAUUGCGUAAAGCUACAUUACCGAUAUUCUAUGACAUGGUUCUAUGUGAACUGAAGACGGAAGGCUGCGCAACCAUGGUAUGUUGAUUUAAAUCUGUACCUUGAAUUAAGGGAAUACUUUAAUCUUGUGCUUAGAGUACUGUGAAGACAAUUAUUGUUUUGUUUUCAGCAUGUCCUGUCUAAAAACUUUCUUGGAGUACUCGUAGUCUUUUAAGGGGGAUGAUUGGCUUUUUCAUCAUCUUCAUGAUCAUCAUCAUCAUCAUCAUCAUCAUCAGUGCGGUCUCAGCCGUGCUGAACGCCUGGCUGUCUAGUUUGCUUGAUCUUCCAUGCUUGCUGAGAGCUCACUGUUGCCAAAGGUCCAGUGUCCCGUGGCUUUUAGGCUUUUAAUAAUUCUAAUCAAAUCUAUUUCUAUAUCCUGGUCCUGCUAAAAAUUAUCCUUUUUUAGGUUGAAACCAAAAUAGUGAACGAGCUCGACAGACUUGUGAGCGUGGACAAAAAAGGCGACAAGGAAUACAAGAAACUCUUCAAGCAAAUGUGAGAAAGAUAUAAUCCCAAGGGUAAACAAGAGAUUCCGGUAAACACGUCGGUAUCCUCUUCCAGGGACGAUGUGACAACUGGAAAAGAACAAACGUCGCUUUCGUUUUUAGGCUUAUUAAUAAGCCAUUUGUACAAUGACGUCUUGUGAUCACUAAGGGUCUGUUGACAAGGAGGUGGGGGACCCCAGGUAGGUGAGGUAACCCGCUUGGAUGGGUAACCCGCCUGUCCGUAUAAUCUCUCGUAUGGUCAACCAAUGAAAAUGAGAGAUUAUAUGGACAGACGGAUUAUCCCACUUGAGCUUGUUACCUCACCUUCCUGGAGUACCCCACCUCCUUGAAAACGGGCCCUAAGACCAGAAUUCAUUUCGUUUUUUCUUUCAUAUCUAAAUUCGGUAAUCCCAGAGAGGUUUAAAUAACAAAAGCGCAAAUUUGCACAAGAACGCAAAACCCUGAAGGAUUCUGUUAGUGGUAGUAAAAUGACACUAUCGUGCUACUGGCCUAUUAGUUAGAGAAUAACAUAUUUUUACCAUUAAUAUUCUUCAUGAAAUUUUGAAGCACAUAUGUAUCCCACAGGACGUUUGCUCACUCCAAAUUUACAUUCCAUUUCAUCAGAAGCAUAUGCUUCUGAUUUCGUAUUAUCACAAUCCUACAUCUUUAGGUCUUUGGGCAAUUAAUUGUUCGUCCUUCUUUCUUUCUUUCUCAGCUUGACGGAAAAGUUUGAAGAGAAUUUUCUUUUCAGCAGUGUAGGUAUAGCAUUUGUCAACCGAGUUACAGACCUCCUGAAGUUACUUUUGGAGUACAGGUGGGUAAAAUGCGGGACAAGAAGGAUGUUGUUAUGUAAUAAUGCACUUUUUGUUUGUCAUUUGCCCUGCUCCUCGGUAGAAUGCUUAUUACACCAGGGACCAAGUACAUCCACGGGCGGUGCUCAUACAGUCUGGUCCCCAGGGUCUCACCUCUUCCCCUCCCUUGGAGUAGACCUAAGAACAAGUCAACGACUGGUAAUGUUUAGAAUUAAAUCAUUCUGUUCUCAAGUCCAUUGUGUUUCAUUGUCUUCGAAAGUUCAUCUUCUAAUUAACUUGGCUGUAGAGACUUGGCUUUCGUGGCACACCACACAUAAACUAUUUUCAGCCUUAGAGUUUUAUAAUCCGCCCCCCCGCCAACAUCAUUGGCGGUACUUGAAGUCAAAACUUGACAAAUGCACACAUCUUGCCUGUAAUUAAGCUGCGUGUAAAUGUUCGUGCAAAUUUUUUACACGCAUGUUUUUUCGUGUAUUUUGUAAAUCCGCCAUAUUGCACUCUAGUUACACGCGUGCUCUUCUAUUCCUGUGACCUACACUGCACUUUUUAAGGUACGGUGGAACCACGCCUGAUCGAUGAUCAUAUUAAUAAAGUCCGUACACGUAUGUAUAGUCGUGAACUUAUCGUAAAUCGCAAAUGUAAGGGACCCUUUCUAAUUUCUGAAAAUGCAUGAUUGAUUAACAGGAGAGUAUCUGCCGAAGAGUUAGACGACAGGGAACAGAAAAUGAGCUGCCUUGUAAAUUUACUGGUAAAGUGCAACCUAUUUUGCUAUUGAGAAUCUAAAACGGAAGUAUACUUGAUAGUGUUGUCACAAUAGACGUAAUCAAAUGUAAAUUGUCUGUCAAUAAAAAUGGAUUGCUAAGGCCUUCACUUCCAUCGGUGCUAAAUUUGUGGAAGAAGUUUAAUUUGUGCAAUUUUCAAUUCAAGGAAUUCUACAAGGAAAUUGAUCGCGAGGACAUGUACAUCAGGUAAAUGAGCUUUUUCCUAGAAAGAGUUUAUGUUGCUGUCUGUAAAUUACUUGUUCUUUUUGUCAAAUAGGGUACUUAGCUUUUCAAGUAAAAUUAUAUCUGUGCUCAGCGACCAAACAUGUUUUAUUUAUUUAUUCAUUUCUUCCCAUCAUUUAUUUUACCAGAUGUAUUGAACGAUUGUGCGAUCUGCACAUCACCGCCAACAAUUUCACGGAAGCUGGUUUUACAGUUCUUAAGUAUGCUGAAUUGUUAGAGGUACUCAGAGGGUGACGGGAAGUGGAAUAUUAUGAUUAAGCUUAACGCAGGUUUUCCUUUCUUAACCAGAACAAAGAUGCUUAUACUUUAAUAACCCCGGUGUUAUUAAACUAGUACUACGUCUGAACAGGUUUCGGUUGAAAUGGCGAGUCCAUAUUCACAAGUAUUGUUGUUAAAUUCUUGUUUAAGAACCUGCAAAUUCAAAACUUAACUCAACAUUAGAAAAAGAUCUGCAAAAACCCAUUGGUCCCCUUGCUUUGAUAAAGUACUGUCAUGAAGCAGACCGCUGACCGCAUUUCAUCGUAUCGUGUUACCUCAAGUGUCGAAAAGGGAAGUUCAAUAGUCAGGCCCGUCACGACAGAUGUGGACGAUCAGAUUAACCAGACAAUACUAUAGGCCGUAUGACGGCGUGGGCAAGUGCGUUUUAGCGUGUCACUCUUGGGUUUGAGUUAACUCUUCACUGGUUUAACAGAUGGUGCGAAGGCGGACAAGAGAAUGGCUCUCAUAUAUCACUAUAAGUUAAGUUCGCCUUCUGGCCUGAAAUGGGGUGUUGAUCUUAUUAAUCGGUUAAGUCUGAUAAAGGUUAUGGUUUCUAUGGGACCAGGGUCUGGAAUUAGGUAUGGCUUUUUAUCAAUUGUCGGUUGUGUAUAGCGGUUAAAGUUUUUAAUAGGGUAGGAAAACUUACACUUGGGGUAGGAUUAGGGUGCGAAACGCAAAGCGUAGAGAUGCUAAACGAAAACUACCGUGAAAUUUCCUUGAAGUGUCAGUCUAAAUCUGCUUAAGAAUUAAUCAUAUUUUUUUGUUUCUUUUUUCAGUGGUCUGAUGUAGUGAUCAAAGACUCCCCUGAUGCACAAACGCAGUUUCAACUAAAGGAAAAGUUAUAUUUGGACGCUAUUGACUUCCUGGACAAAGGAAAGGUACUUGAUCUCCUUAUAAGAAAAUGGUAUGGUAUUGCGCCAAGGCUGUGUCUUCGGCAAAUGUAAAGAGUUCCAAACGAGCCAAUGUCUUCACCAAUACCGUAAACUGUCGCUUAUAAACUGCCCCCAGGUCCAACAAAGUGUGACAAAAAAUACAUCGGAUUAUAAGCUGCCCGGAUGUAAGGUCCCCUCUAAAUACACUGAAAUGAAUUCGUUUUAUUAUGACGUUUUAAAGCUUGAAACUUUGAUGAACACCGCUAUAGCUUGUUUCGAAGCACUCUCCCUAUGGUUGUAACUAGAAUGGAUACCUUAAAAUCAGGUUGGACACCUUAUGUUUAUUACACAACGCUACACUAAAUUUAUGCGAAUUUGUAGGGCACAUUUUUGAGAAAAGUGGGGAAAUCAGAGUAAGAGACAGUUGUGCAAGGAAAAUAGUUGAAUACAGGUUUUAGGACCGAAGUUCAGUGAUAAGGGUUAAGCACUGUUUCAAAAACGGUUGGCUUUCAAUAAUAUAAUGAUCAGUGCCAUGUGUAAAGUACAUUCAGAUUAAUCGGUGUCGGAAGUUAGCCCCUGAUGUUGUAGUGGAUACAGAUGUGGAUUAUACAUCAAAUGAUGCGUUUUCAAGUCUUACAUACUACCUACUGUUUUCUUCUGUUUUUCUUUCUUUUCUUAUUUGAGUGAAGAUGACAAUCUGACUUUGCGGUAUCCAUUCUAGUCACAAUCCUUUUCCUAUCCGGUUUUAAGCCCCCUCGGAUAAAAGCCCCCACCGUUUAUAAGCCCCCUUAAAACCCCGUACGAAGAUGAAUAAGCUCAGAGCUUAUAAGGGCGGCCGUUUACGGUAUUUCGUGUUGGUUAUUCAGUACCAUUUUAUGUGAUGUUGUAUCAGUUAGCCAGGAACAAGAGGACCGAGAGUGUGAGGGAAUACGUUCUGUUUUUCUGAACAAGAGCGUUAAAAUUUGCUACCCUAUUAGUGCUUCAUGAUUUUUUGUUUUUGUUGUUGUGUUUCAGACAUGGGAGAAGGCAAUUGAACUGUGUAAAGAGCUGGCUGAGCAGUACCAGUCAUAUCUCUAUGAUUACAUGAAGCUGGCCAAUAUCCUAGUAUGUAUAUUUAUUAUAUGGAGGAGAGUGUUUUACUGGGAACUAAACCACUCGUAGAUUCCAUACGCCACUUCAUCCGGGACCCGAGUGGCGUAUUUUCCGUAUGUCACCUUUGUGAGUGUUGUAUCGUUCAAUGACGUCACGAUUCCCGCCUUUUGCUUUUGUUGAAUUGGUUUCUCCAUAUAAUAAAAAGAACAUUCGAUAUGAAUUUUAUGUUCUCGUGGCAAGAACAAUAUCUCACUCGUUCGCUUCGCUCACUCGUGAGAUAUUGUUCUUGCCACUCGAACAUAAAAUUCAUAUCUUCUCGCCACCGUGUAAUAUCCUCUAUAUAUAGUUCAGGGCCCAGUUGUUCGAAGGCCGAUUAGUGCUAAACCUUAAAUUUUGACGCGGGUUUCUUUUUCUUUUGUUCAAAAGAAUUUUCCCAGAUUAUUUUCUCAAUUCUUUUUGGGCCAUCCAGUCAUCAACUUGUAGACAAAGAGAAUGAAACUGAUUUUGCUUUUUAAGCUUCGAUAUCUGAAUUCAAAUUUCGCACUAACCCUGGGUUAACUUAACCCUGCUUUGAACAACCCGGCCCAGGUUGUUGGUGAAUAGGCGAAGUUUUUAUGUGGAAGGUCCUAAUGCAGGUGCCAAAUGGUGCUGCUAGGUGUGAUGCGGAUAUGAGUCUAAUACUGUAAAAUUUUAUCCUUAACCGACUGUAACUAGCAAUUGUCAACCUUUCCUUUUCUGACUAGAAAAAGCAAGCCAAGUUCUUCGACAACAUCAUGAAGCAAGUCCGACCAGAACCCGAAUACUUCAGAGUUGGUUUUUAUGGCAAAGGCUUCCCGUCAUCAGUGAGGGUAAGUAUUCCGGUAAGUGAUUUGGGAGGGGGUGUGUGUGUGUUUGGGGGGGUGGGGGAGUGGUUCGGAGAGAGAAACUAGGCUGAUGUAGACGCUGGAGAGCAGGUGAAGCCACGUCUUUUCUGUUUUGUAUGUCACUGGUUCUUUAUCUGGCUUGGGUUACUGGAAAGACGGUAAAAGAAAUUGCAAACAUUUUUGUUCGUGUUUUUUGUUUGACUUUUUAGAGAAACGUGUAACUGGAACUUAUAAGAUAUCGAGCGCUUACCAUUUGUACGGAAAUUUCCGCGGUGAAAAUUUUCCGAAAAAUUUUUAUUUUUGUUUCUAUAGCCUUAUUUCGCUUUAUUUUCGGAAGAUUAAACAAUUUCGACGUCCACUUGUAUCGGGAUUUACUUAGCUCGUCAGCUAAUUUAUAAAGCGGUGCACGGCUCAUGCAAAAAUUUUUCUGGCCAUCAUUCUUCAAUAAUUGUUUCGCUGACAAAAUCGUCCCACCAAGCUCUAGUCCGCUUGUUUAACUUCCGUCCGACAUGGAGAGAAGCCUCAUAACGUGGAGCAUCCGUUUGGCGUAAUUGAAGUGUACAUUAAUUAUGCUAGGUUGAACUGCACAUAGGUUAUAAGACUUGAAACUGAAGUCCAAAUAGUAAAGAAACGAUGACAUUGCGCGCGGCACCAUCUUGAAUAUUGACGGUAAAAAACUGGGCUCGAUCUUGUUACGUCACCGGAUAAAAAAUAUCCGGAUUUAGCGUACACACGAUUCCGGAUUCGUAGCGUGUUCAAAAAUUUCCACUCUGGAGAGCAGCUUCAAAAAGUUGCAGAUUCGUUUUCCGCCUGGAUUCACCGGAUACGUGUGGACGGAGCCUUUGUUUGUUUCCUAUUUCUGGUACCGAAAAAAAAUAGUGGCAUUGAGUUGUACGACUAACAAAUACCCCUUAAUAUUUCGAAAAUUUCGUUCAUUUCGGUUAAAGGGGAACAAGGUAACACCACAGAAGGUGCUGCUUUUUUCCUGAAAAAGCCUUCAUCCUUUACAAAGAGACCCAGUCUUCUAAACCCAAAAUAACAGCUCACAACAUUCUAUGAGAAAGCGAAGCCAAUCGUGUGGCCUGAAUUUUCAGCCUUGGUUCAAGGUAAUGACUGGCUUUUGAUCGACUAGGCCGCGUUUAAAACACGUCAUCUUUGUAUUUCUAGGCAAAACAGUUAUUUCCUAAAGACUUGUAACUAUUGUUUUUUCGUUUUCCUCUACAGGACAAAGCGCUCGUGUAUCGAGGUCAAGAGUACGAGAGAAUUGGUUCGUUUAACCAGAGAAUGCAAGCGCAGUUCGCAGAUGCACAGGUGUGAAUGACAGUCAACAACUGUGGUUUAAUGAGUUGACUCUUUCUCUUUACUAAGAUGUCUCAGAUUAGAUUGAAACUAGUCGCCCCAUGUAAGAGAAUCCAUAACAGUCUUGGAUUCUGGAUUCCACAUAUUGGAUUCCGGAUUCCAGGUUCUAGAUUCCAGGUGCUGGAUUCCAGUGUUUGUCAGUGGAACUUCGACUCUAACUCCCAAUCGUUAGGGGGAUUUCUGAUUCCUUGAGCUCUACUCCGUAUUCCCAAGUCCAGGAUUUCAGAUUCCACAAGUAAAAUUCUUCCGCAUUCCGGAUUGCGCAAGUAAAAAUUUCCCGGAUUCUGGAAUACGGAUUCCCUUACAUGGGGCGAAAAAAAGGCUUAGCUGGUUGCUCAACGGGUUAGUUUGUUGCUUAUUUGUUACUUAACAGGGAAUUCCAUUCACAAAAUUAACAAGCCUUAAUAAAUUUGUAAAGUUUUACGCUGGUGUGCGCGUUGUUUCGUCUUGCAGAUGAUGGAUAAGAACACCCCUCCAGAAGACGACGUCCUGGAAUCUGACAAACAAUGUAUCCUUUUACGUAGCUUUUGGAGACAGUUCCUUUCGUGGAAGAGCUGAAGGCUGCCUCUCUGCACCGUAACUGUGGUUAUGCUGGCACAAUUUGAUCCCACUGCAGCCCCUUCCUUAGGAGGUCGUCUUCCUUUCCUUUCUCCUGUUUCCUGCGUGGCUGGCGGUUUUGUUGAGGGGGGUGGGGGGGGGGGCUGCUGGGAGAGGGGAAGGGGCAAUGGCGAGCGGCGAAACGUUCACGUUCGCAGCUGUGGUGCCCAUUUGCGCGCUCGGCAGACAAAACCGCCAGCUACGCUGGCAACGAUUCGUUGGUCAUUUCAAUUAAAACUGCUGAGCGCUAUUUUCCCACUCUCUUGUGUAGCUCUGUGGUUCUUUUGUUUUGUGAUUGUCACCAAAGUCCUAAAGCGCGUUUAUUAAUUCCCCUGUGUCGUGUCCUUGUGUUUCAACCUUGACUUUUAUCAGACCUACAAUGUUGUCGAGUUAUUCCCAUCUCAGAACACGAGGAGAGAUUUAUCGGGAAAGCAGUUGAUGACAAGAUAGCUGGGUGAGUGAUAAGUGUCUGGGUCCAUGUUAAAAAAUGGACAGUGCUAUCGACUUUUGGUGACCCGAAUGGCUAUAUUGCGUAACAUGGCUGAAUUUGGCUAUACUGCGUGAAUUUGGCUAUACUAUUUGCUUAUUUUUAGGUAUUAUCGUGACACAAACGUUUCCUGUUUUGUAAUAAACUCUUUGCUUUGCAGAAUUUUGAUUUACUGCUUGUCAUAUUUGUUUAUUUUUUCCCGGUAUUAUCAAAAUGAGGUGAAUGACGUCAAACGCUUUAUUUUGUCCACCAGAUUCACUUGAUGCCAUUGUUUACAG
Molecule: messenger RNA, 37566 nt
Organism: Porites lobata
Lineage: Eukaryota; Metazoa; Cnidaria; Anthozoa; Scleractinia; Poritidae
Source: the annotation of a GenBank genome assembly